Balaenoptera acutorostrata (minke whale) is the source of this 1189-nucleotide messenger RNA. RefSeq names its product phospholipid phosphatase 4 (gene PLPP4). The transcript has 7 exons. Lineage: Eukaryota; Metazoa; Chordata; Mammalia; Artiodactyla; Balaenopteridae. The record is from RefSeq and is a predicted model, not a curated record. Gene Ontology annotation, biological process: phospholipid metabolic process. Gene Ontology annotation, molecular function: phosphatidate phosphatase activity. Bases 44 to 859 code for a protein of 271 amino acids.
CAGCACCAGCCGCAGCCGCCGCGGGAGCUGCUCCGGCCGCACCAUGCGAGAACUGGCCAUCGAGAUCGGGGUCCGAGCCCUGCUUUUCGGGGUCUUCGUUUUUACGGAGUUUUUGGAUCCAUUCCAGAGAGUCAUCCAGCCGGAGGAGAUCUGGCUCUAUAAAAAUCCUUUGGUGCAGUCAGACAACGUACCUACCCGCCUCAUGUUUGCAAUUUCUUUCCUCACACCUCUGGCUGUUAUUUGUGUGGUGAAAAUUAUCCGGCGAACAGACAAGACUGAAAUUAAGGAAGCCUUCCUAGCCGUGUCCUUGGCUCUUGCUUUGAAUGGAGUCUGCACAAACACUAUUAAAUUAAUAGUGGGAAGACCUCGCCCCGAUUUCUUUUACCGCUGCUUUCCAGAUGGAGUGAUGAACUCGGAAAUGCACUGCACAGGUGACCCCGAUCUGGUGUCCGAGGGCCGCAAAAGCUUCCCCAGCAUCCAUUCCUCCUUUGCCUUUUCAGGACUUGGCUUCACGACGUUUUACUUGGCUGGCAAGCUGCACUGCUUCACCGAGAGUGGGCGGGGGAAGAGCUGGCGGCUCUGUGCUGCCAUCCUGCCCCUGUACUGCGCCAUGAUGAUCGCCCUGUCCCGCAUGUGCGACUACAAGCAUCACUGGCAAGAUUCUUUUGUUGGUGGAGUCAUUGGCCUCAUUUUUGCCUACAUUUGCUACAGACAGCACUACCCGCCUCUGGCCAACACAGCUUGUCACAAACCCUACGUCAGUCUACGAGUCCCGCCGUCGCUGAAGCAAGAUGAGAGGCCCACGGCCGACAGCGCACCCGGCCUGCCCCCUGAGGGGAUCACCGAGGGCCCCGUAUGACUGGGACCUCGGAGGAGGGACACUGAGCCCAGGCCACGCUCCACCACCUAUCAUAACACAGUAGAAGAGGUUUUCUGUAGUGUGUUCCUCAUCAGUUGUUUCUCCAAAUUAUCCUUCUGCUUCCAUUUUGCCGACGGUGUUCCUGCUACUUUACAUGUCUACUUUCAGCUCUCCUGAGUUUGCAAGGGAAGGACCCAGGAACAUUCUCUGAGAGACCUGUGGGUUUGGAAGGAGGCUGCAAGGGUGGGCGGGCACAGCUUGGUCGAUUCCUGCAUCUGAAAUGUUUUUUAUCACAGCCACCAUCCUAUGAUUUCAUGGUUGUAAAGCAUA